UGGCCGUGCCUUUGGAGCAAGGACCAGCCCUCCCCGGGAGUUCCCGCUGGAUGGACGGAGGCGAGCUGAUGGCAUCAUGUCUACAACAUGCUCUUUGCACUUAAACAGCCCCCUCCGUGCUGAGUCCCAGUUGUGAAGCUGUCUGUGCUGUACUGGGGACAAGUGGGACAACUUGUUAAAUGCAGAUACUUUCUUGUGGUUAGAAAUGAACUUACCUUGGCAGGAAACAGUCAGCAAGGCUGGCAAAGAGACUGUUUAGCCCUCUCAUGCAAGAUCUCUUCAGAAGUAAAGAAGCACAAAAGGAGACGUUCUGUUCCUUGAAAAUAACUGGAACCACUGGCAAGAAGCGGCAACACUGUGCAUCAAACAAGAUAAACUGGAAAUGGUUUCCAAAACACGCUGUUGAACUGAAUUUUGCAGCUGCAUUUUCAAAUGUACCAUGGGAUGCAUCAAAUCCAAGGAUGCCUUUCCAGGUUCAAAUGCUAUCCAGGAUGAAAGGAUCAGGGAAGGUAAUGAAGGAUGCACUGGGGAGAAAUCAUCACUGAUAGCAGUGAAGGUGGAUGAGAAAGGUCCAUCAAGCACUAUAGUGCUAGACUAUGCACACCGUCUUUCGCGUGAGAUUCUUGAUCAGGCGGUGAAACAGUGGGCAGUGACUGAAAGCAAAUACAGUGACAUCCCUUAUAUUGAAAGUGAUGUGCCCUGAGCCCCGACUGGCAAGGACUGUCUUCGCAGUGAGUGUCCUCACUGUUAAGCAGUUUGUAUCUGAUACUAGUGCAAAUAAAGUAAAAUCAGCUGUGACUUGAGCACAAUGCCACUAUAUGAAUGUGUUUGCAAUGGGAGGCUGAAAAAAAUUGCCUUUUAAUCUAUAUUGCUAAGAAACUAAUUGGAUUACAGUAGAAUCUAUUAAUCAAGUAUCAUUUGUUAUCA
Molecule: messenger RNA, 927 nt
Organism: Phalacrocorax carbo (great cormorant)
Lineage: Eukaryota; Metazoa; Chordata; Aves; Suliformes; Phalacrocoracidae
Source: RefSeq, a predicted model, not a curated record